Molecule: messenger RNA, 2761 nt
Organism: Rosa chinensis
Lineage: Eukaryota; Viridiplantae; Streptophyta; Magnoliopsida; Rosales; Rosaceae
Product: F-box/FBD/LRR-repeat protein At2g26030
Exons: 4
Coding region: 876-2288 (470 amino acids)
Molecular function (GO): protein binding
Source: RefSeq, a predicted model, not a curated record
GGGGAACAAAACCAAAAUUGACAGCGCGUUUCAAUAUGAUCCAUUUAUAACCCCCUCUGGAAGGCACAAAGCACUUUGUGUUCGAGGAUCUCAGAAUAAGACAUGCUCUCAUUCAGUGUCACUACAUAUGGAUGGAUAAUUGGAUAUAAAGAGGAAUGGUCCUCCGACAUUUGAGAAACCCAAACUUGUGGUAUCAUGCCAUUCGCAAAAUGACCAAAACCAAAUGCACGUUACUUCGUUAAAACGAGUCCUGGUGACAUUUUAGAUGUUUCUUUUUAUACCAAGGUCUUAGUGCAGACAUGAGAAACUAGUGAAUCUGCUGCAGAAGAUAACCACAACUAGGUGAAUCCUCAGUUCUCAACAGUUCAUGGGUUGAGGUGUGAUUAGUACUAGCAAAGCAAAACAUCAUACCACAUAAUAGCGGGGCAUCCAUAUUUUGUUGUUGUGUUGCUAUCUUCCUAAUCAGGGUUGUUCUUCACGUUACAUCUGACCCUUGCAUGGAUGAGAAACAUGACAUUUUUAUCGUAAAGCUAACAGAGAUUAGAAAAGUAAUAUCCACACAUCCCUGAAUAGUCCACUACAACCAGGAGCCCACCGCCCGUCUCUUGUUAGAACUUUUUAUUGAAAACAGAACUGUAUCUUUCUGCUUUGAAGGGUAAAAAAACUAAAAACGCUUUGUAGAGAAAAUCUGUUAUUUGUACUUGGAUACUCUUACAAUCCAAGCCGUCCAUUUAUUGUAAGGCUGAGAUCGAGUCGUCAAAACCAAUCUCAAAGUACGAGGCAGAGAGAAAUGAGAAAUGAAGUGGGACUGUUAGGACUUCCCUCACUUUCUUGCUCGCAGAGACGCCAUUGUUAAAGCUUUUGGGGCUUCUUCCAUGGAUCAAAGGCUUCCUAAAUUGACCAGGGCAGAAAUGGUUUCGGAGUCAAAGCAACAGCAUGGAGUUGAUAGGAUUAGUGAAUUGCCUGAUGGAGUUCUUUGUCACAUACUAUCGUUUCUUCCGACAAUAGAUGUUGUGCGGACCGCCAUUUUGUCAGCAAGAUGGAAGAACAUAUGGACUUCUGUUUGCAAUCUAGACUUCUCCGACCAAGAUUUUCCUCCAACUUGGAUCUCCUCUGAUCGUUUUGUGACAUUUGUUGAUCACGCACUUUCCUUGCGCUCCUCGUCAGACAUACAGAAAUUUCGAAUAAAGCAAAGCAGGGUUUCAUAUUUCAGUGAUGAGGAUUUCUCUCGUUUUGAAGGCUGGAUUUGCACUGCGAUCAGGCGUAAUGUUGUUGACCUGAAUCUUUUUGUUGGUGUUGAAGAUUACUUGGAACUUAAAUACAAAAUGCCUCAAAGCCUUUUCCUGAGCAAGACUCUGGUGAGUUUGAAGCUGUUUGAAAGUUGUUUUAGCUAUGUUCCUCCUACGACAGGGUGUUUCCCAAGUCUCAAGUUCCUAUCUGCUGCAUUUGUUUUUCCUGAUAUGCAAUCGAUGGAAAAUCUCUUUUCUCAUUGCCCUGUACUUGAAGAUUUGACUAUAUUGGCAUCCCUUGGAGAUCAGGACAAUUUAAGUGUCAAUAUAUUUACACCUGAAUUGAAGAAAUUAUCAGUAAAUUUGCACACUUAUUCGAUUGAGGGCAAAGAUCGUCUGUCCAGUUGCAUUAUUAAUGCCCCAAAGCUGGAAACCCUUUAUCUCAAGAUGGAUGGUUUGACAUAUUACUUUCUGGAGAAGGCACAUUUUCUAGCCCAGGCCAGACUUGAGUUCAAUGACAGAUGUAAAGAUAACCCUGCUUUUGCUGACCAUGCAAUCAAGUUAUUGGGAGGAAUUUCCAGUGUUCAAGAGCUGUUGCUUUCAGUUUAUUCUUUCGAGGUUUGUUCUCUGCCUAACUUUAAUAAUUUGACCACAUUGGAGCUGGCUCUUCAAGAAUCUCAGUACUGGGAAUUGCUGAUAGAAAUGCUGAAGAGAUCACCUAAUUUGGAAUGUCUUGAGUUAUGCUAUGAUGGUGUUACAUGGCGUGAAGAAUAUGGAGAUCAAUGGAAUCCAGUCAAUCCACCAGAGUUGGUUCCUACUUGUCUCUCAUCACACCUCACCAGCAUCUCGAUAUGGGAAUUCAAAGGACAGCUAGAUGAGAUGGAAGUGGUAAAGUACUUGUUACAGAAUGGUGUAGUUUUGAAGAAGAUGAAUAUUUUUACUGAAUUACAUUCUGAAGGUCUUUUAUAUUCCUUGGAUGAGUUACGGAAGGAGUUUUCAGUGUUUCCAAAGGGUUCAAAGGACUGUCGAGUCAUAAUAGAAGACUUGAGAAAGUUGUAAAAGAAUGAAGUUUUGAUGAAGAUGAAAUAUUUUCAACUGAAUCAACAUCUGAAAGUCUUUUAUAUUCCUUGGAUGAGUUACGGAAGGAGUUUUCAGUGUUUCCAAAGGGUUCAAAGGACUGUUGAGUCAUAAUAGAAGACUUGAGAAAGUUGUAAAAGAAUGAAGUUUUGAUGAAGAUGAAAUAUUUUCAACUGAAUCAACAUCUGAAGGUCUUUUAUAUUCAAGGAAUACGGAAGGAUUUCCAAAGGGUUCAAAGGAUUGUCAAGUGCUAAGAAAAGACUACUGCAAGUUGUAAAAGGAUGUCAUUGUUGUUGAUAAACUUCUAUAUACCUCUAUUAAUCUCUAUAUUCAUUUCAAUUUAACUAUGUACUUGAACAAAGUUGGAUAUGGUUUUCCCAGAUUGGUGUUAGCAAGUGUUGGUGAUUGCAGUUGGUUUUGACAAUAAAUGAAUUGCUUGCAUAUCGAUCUUCCUA